CGGAAGCGAUGACGGAAUAAUAACAAACCGAAGAAGCUCUGUUACCUCAACACAACUCGUUUUUUACCCGAAUGGAGUUACAUUCACUUUUUAAUAACAUACUUAGCUGUACUUGUGUCCGUCUUACAUGUUUUUAUGUCGUGUAUUGUACGUUUUUGAGUGAAGUAGCUAGUUAGCUAACCGGUAAGCUCAUUUUAACGUUUUUAUGUUCAGCAGCCGUCAGCCAUGUCGUUAUUCAGUGUACAAGCGAGGAAGCACACAACUUAUUAUGACCAUCUCAUGACCACAUCCAGGACACCGGGCAGAGAGCGCCUGGCAGAGCGAAAAGCGACGGACACAACGAUAAGCAAAAGUGAGAUAACAUCCGGAGAGUCUGCGUGUGAAGACAGCAGGUUAUCUGAUAAAAGCCGACAUGUAAACCGGACUUACAUCGUCUCUGCGCUGUCAAAAAGUGGCAGCGGGCAGCAAACUUCUUACCGUGGCCGACUCACACUGCAGAGGCGGUCAAGGAGGAAGACCGGGUCUGAAACAGCGGAGAAAACCAUGGUGGAAAGCAGCCAGAACACCACACCAGCUCCGGAGAAGCGGCUGACCCUGCAGCGCAGAACAAGGACUCCCUCAAUGGAUAAAAGCACACAUGUGCAGGGUGGGGUUAGCAGCACCGGCCUGCAGCCAACACCGAAAAUACUCAGUGAACCAAACGGUAGGACACCUGGUGUAUUCAGAUCUACGAGUUUAAGAGAGACUGCUGCCUCUGUGGAAACCCAUGGGAGGCCUGUGCACUGCAAAACGCCCUCCUCCACCACAAAGCUAGAAGACCAGGCUCGGAUCUUUAAAACCCCCACCAGGACGACACAGUUUCAGAAAAUCGCCACGAAGAGAGAAGUGUUCGAGAGACUGGCAGGAAAAGAUGCACCUAAACCAGUGGCGUUUAAAUCUGCAAGUCUAGAGAGGCCCAAAUCCCGAGCACAGCAAGUGGAAGACGCAAAACCUGUCCCAGCUCCUCGGGUCAGCAAGGCGGCGUCUGCAGGUGUGCACAAGCCAAACAGCACGCUGCACGUGAAGAAGACAUCCAACUCAAGUCAGAGGGUAGACGUGACCCAAACCAGGACCUCCACUCCUGCUCCUGCUCCAGGUCCAGGUCCAGCACCUACCGAGCAGCUCCUGUCUCGUCACAGCCAGGCCCUGGAGCAGCAGGACUCACUGAAGAUGGAGAACAGUGCAGUGACUGUUGCAGUCCGUGUACGCCCUUUCAAUGCCAGGGAGAAGGCAGAGAAAGCAUUACAGGUAAUCUUUAUGAACGGUCAGGAGACCAAUGUCCAGCAUCCCGACUCCAAACAGAGCUACUCCUUCACCUAUGACUUCUCCUUCUGCUCGGUGGAUGAGUGUGACCCAGCAUUCGCCAGCCAGCAGACAGUGUACGAAACACUGGCCAAACCUCUGCUGCUGAGGGCCUUCGAAGGAUUCAACACCUGCCUGUUUGCUUACGGUCAAACAGGCUCCGGGAAGUCCUACACGAUGAUGGGCUUUGGAGAGGAGGAAGGGGUAAUCCCACGAUUCUGCCAGGAGCUUUUUUCUAGGUUGGCGUCCAUGAAGAACGAAGAGGUCAAAUGCCAUGUAGAGAUGAGCUAUUUUGAAGUGUACAAUGAGAAGAUCCACGACCUGCUGGUGACCAGAGAUGAGCCAAACCAGAGGCGGAUGCCUCUGAGAGUGAGGGAACAUCCAGUCCACGGUCCCUAUGUUGCUGACCUCUCUGCGAAUAUUGUAAGCUCCUACAAUGACAUUGAGGGCUGGCUGGAGCUGGGCAACAAGCAGAGAGCCACGGCAGCUACAGGAAUGAACGACAAGAGCUCCAGAUCUCACUCCGUCUUCACCCUGGUUAUGACGCAGACUCAGACUGAGUUUGUAGAGGGUGAGGAGCAUGACCACAGUAUCACCAGCAGGAUCAACCUGGUGGACCUGGCAGGCAGCGAACGCUGUAACUCGGCGCAGACAAGUGGAGAGCGACUCAGGGAGGGUGCGAGCAUCAACAAAUCCCUGCUUACCCUUGGAAAGGUCAUCUCUGCCCUGUCAGAACAGGCACUGAGCAGAAAGAAGGUCUUCAUACCCUACAGAGAGUCCGUCCUGACAUGGCUGCUGAAGGAGAGCCUCGGCGGGAACUCUAAGACGGCCAUGAUUGCCACACUGAGCCCAGCCGGCAGCAACGUGGAGGAAAGCCUAAGCACUCUGCGCUACGCCAAGCAGGCCCGCACUAUCAUUAACGUGGCUAAAGUCAAUGAGGACACCAGCGCCAAGCUCAUCAGAGAGCUGAAGGCGGAGGUGGAGAAGCUGCGAGCAGCCCAGAUGAGCUCCCAGGGUGUCCAACCAGAGAGGGUCAGGCUGUUCCAGCAGGAGAUUGCUGGCCUGAGGAACAGACUCUGCCAGCAAGAGAGAGAAAUGGCAGAGGCCAACCGGGCAUGGAGAGAGAAACUGGAGCAAGCUGAAGUCCGUAAACGUGAAGAGACCAAAGAGUUGCAGAAAGCCGGCGUGACUUUCAAAGUGGACAACCGUCUUCCCAACCUGGUGAAUCUUAACGAGGAUCCUCAGCUGUCUGAGAUGCUUCUGUACAUGAUCAAAGAGGGUCGAACCACAGUGGGCAAGCUCAAGUCUGGGUCCAGGCACGACAUCCAGCUGACAGGAGCCCUCAUUGCUGACCAGCACUGUGUUAUAACAAACGUCCAGGACACUGUCAGCAUCACUCCCAUGGACAACGCCAAGACCUUUGUUAAUGGAAACCUCAUAUCAGAAUCCACUGUCCUGCAUCAUGGCGACAGGGUGAUUCUUGGUGGAGACCACUACUUCCGCUUCAAUCAUCCAGCAGAGGUGCAGUCUGGGAAGCGGGUGUCAUGCUGGACAGGCGCAGGCGAUGGCCACAAAGACUUUGAAUUCGCCAAAAAUGAGCUCCUCGCGGCUCAAAGAGCUCAGCUGGAGGCAGAAAUUGAAGAGGCUCAUUUGAAGGCAAAAGAGGAGAUGAUACAGGGGAUUCAAAUGGCAAAAGAGGUGGCUCAGAAAGAGCUAUCUGACCAGAAGGCGCUUUACGAGAAGAAGAUCCGAGCCCUGGAGAAAGAGCUGACUGAGGAGACUAAACGGAAGCGUCAGCAGGAGUUGGACCAGCAGAGGGUGGCCAGCCAGAUGGCAGAGCUGAAAAUGGCCAAGCAGGAGCUGGAGCAGGAGGUGGACACACACAAGAAGCGCAUCCGCCUGCACAUGGAGGCCCAGGUGAUGGAGGAACACCGUGUGUGUCAAGCAAAGAUUGUUGACGCCCUGGAGGCGGAGAAGAGGAAGAUCAGCAAAGAGCUCGAGGAGAUGCAGAAGAAAAGAGCCUUUAGGGAACACCGUACGCUCCAACAUGUGUCUCCACAAUGGGACGCCAUGAAGUUGUCCCUGAUGAUCGAGGAAGCCAAUAAGAUCAGCGCUAAACUGAAGAAACACACGGUAUUCAGCAGACAUGAGAGCUCUGAAGAUGAGAUCCAGAAGCAGGGCGGUCCGCUGCAGGUGCGAGUUCAAAACACAAAGCUGGGGAUCUCCACUUUCUGGAGUCUGGACAAGUUCCAAAACAACAUCGCUGCCAUGAGGGAACUCGAUCAGGGGGAUUCCACCUCUAAAGAUGACGAUGUGUUUUAUGACCCCGAUGAUGAGUGGGAGCAAGAUAUAUCGGCCUCCUCUGCUUCCACCUCCUCCUCCUCACGCCGGAGGAGCCGGAGCUUCUUGAAAAGCAGGAGAAUCUCAGGUCGUCUCUACGAGAUCCGGGUGCAUCCGAUUCAGAGCCUCCACAACGGCUCCUCGCAGUCUGCUGGGUUGAUGGGUGGGGCCAAACUGCCCUCCACCCACUCCGGCAGCCUAGACUCUGCCAUGCUUGGCAUCUGCAAGGAGCUGUUGGGCCAGUCCGUGGCCCGUCUGCGUGGUUGUGGUGGAGCUGAGGAAAGCAUGGCGGACAGGUUGGCCUCUGAUCUGCACUUACUGUAUGUGGCGGUCCAAACCAUAGCUGACCAGUAUGACAGCUUGGGUGAUGACAGCCAGGAGAAUGUGUUUGCGUGUAGCUUGGUCGCCAAGACUCAGCUGAUCAAGGCCACCACAAUCAUAGAGAGUGCAGUGUUUGCUACCAUGCAGUUGUUUGCCAGUGUUAAACCCUCCUCCGGCCGGCUCUACUCCAUCGCUGAAGAACUCAAGACCCAAGUCAAGAAGAUGGGAGGAUUCUUCCAGCUGCUCAUUCAGGGUUGCGAAUCUGAGAUCACUUCAAUGGUGACGGAUGCACGGAGGAAGAGCAGUCAGUGCCUGGAUGCAGCACUGCUUGCACUGGGCCACCUGGUGGCGGUGACAGGCAUGCCGCUGAAUGCUAUGGGGCUGCGUGCCCAGGCCACAGGCAAGCAAUCAGUUGUCACGUGUCUGCUGAAGGGGACCAAUAAGGGCGUCAGCGCUCUCCUGGAGGAGAGCCUCACCAUCACCAGAGAGAUGCUGAGAGAUGCUCAGCUGGCCUACCCCAGGAACCCACUGCUGCAGAGCCUAAAAUCCAAGACGCUUGACUUAGCCUGUGCUCUGCAGAACUACAUGCAUUGCCACAUCACGGAGAGAGAGACUGACCCUAAGGAGGUGGAGGAAGGGGAGGAGGAGGCCUCGGCUUCCCAUCUGCAGAGACUGAGGACUGCAGCGACCAAGCUGUUCCAGCUGAACCAGGCCAUCAGACAGCUGCAUUCCUCCUUGUCUACUGCCCUGCGAGCCAAAGACAGAGACUCCAACCUGAGCAGCAGCAGAGAGCUGAUCUCCUCCUCUGCCAAGGCUGUUGAUGAGCUGAUCACCGGUCUGUCCAAGGACGGAGCGCUGACGCUGCCCCUGCAGCUUCCCGUUCUUCAGAGCGUCUUGACCGCACGUGACGAGCUCCACUCUGCCCUGCAGUCCCUGUCCUCCUGGAGGUCGCAAGAGGCGGGAGAGAGCAGGAGCUCUGCCGCCUCAGAUAAGAGCACAGAGGAUGAAACCUCGAGUAAAGAGACUCACAGUGCCGUUAGAAAUCGAGUCGUGAGUAAGUUAGUAGUGUGCCCUCUCCCUGCAGGUGUGUCGGCCACAGGCAGCCUACACUGGGUGUGAUGUGCUUUUAUAUAAUGUGUUACUCUAUGAUGUGCUCACAUAGUGUAUGAUUUACUGUAAAAAAUUAACUGCUGAUGUAGACAAAACUUUUUCUGAUAACAAAUGGGUCGUGGGGAUUUUUUUUUUUUGCACACUCUGGUAUCACCAACCUGGCAUCACAGGCAGAAAACACUGCAGAGACUUCUGUAGUGCUGCCAUCCAAGUUGGUCAAAAGUUACUCACAUUCGUCCCUGUCUGCUCUCUAAAUGUGAGCAACACCUGCCUUUUUUAAGGGCUAUUUUUUCAAUUAAAAAGAAAGUAAUAAAUGGGGGCAAACAAAUUAAUGCUAAUUAAUAUGUGUAUGCUUCAAACUACAGCAGUAAUUCCUAUCAUCAUGUCACUUUUUAUUCAUUUAAAUAUACAACAUUUCAAUAUACAGCAACUCAGGUACUGUGCUUUGUAAAAAAAAAAAAAAAAAAAAAUAUUACACACUUUCUCCCCACUCUUUCCUGUAUAUAAUUUCUUGUACGACGGCAUGUUUUGUUCUUACGUUUGCAUUAAGAUUAGCUCUUAUAUAUUGUGCGACACACUCUGCAGCUAUUUGCACUCAGGAGGGACUGGUAUACUCAGUGUUUCUUCAUGUACAUUAACACAGAUGUGUUUUUGUUUCCUUUAAUGCUUUUGUAUCACUUGGUAAAUUUGAUGUGUCAAAAUAAUACAGCAACUUGUGUUUCUGCAAUAAAUUCAUGUGGCUUGGUUUGACAAGGACACAAAGCUUUCAUACUGCAUGUCCUUAUUCUGUAAACAGUGAACUG
Molecule: messenger RNA, 5915 nt
Organism: Epinephelus moara (kelp grouper)
Lineage: Eukaryota; Metazoa; Chordata; Actinopteri; Perciformes; Serranidae
Gene: kif14
Product: kinesin family member 14
Exons: 29
Coding region: 226-5121 (1631 amino acids)
Biological process (GO): microtubule-based movement
Molecular function (GO): microtubule binding; microtubule motor activity; ATP binding
Source: RefSeq, a predicted model, not a curated record